AUGGGUCUUGUUUUGAGAAGAAAAACAUACAAGGUAGCAAAACUCUCUCAACUCACACACCCAAACCGGUCACCACCGCCCGCCGCCGCCGCUCUCCGCCGGUCGCCGCCGCCCGCCGCCGGUCACCACCGCCGAGACCCGGCUCACAUUCGCGUAUCUCUCGUUCGUGUAACUAGCAUUCGUUCGUUGAACCUCGGUGUCUCAACCGGUUAUUUAGUAACCGAAGGUAUAUCUAAACCCCCUAUGGUUGAUGUUCUAUUUCGUCCCAACCCGACCCGUUUCAACACAUACCAAAAAAACCAUUUUGACCAUUACCCAAGCUGCCCGCCCAUCCAUCUGUUUUGCCACCUCCGAUACUUAGCUUUAUACGUGAGGCGCUUACUAAACGUAUGUUUGUGGCAGAUAGGCUCUUUUGGUGCAAUAACACGGAUUCUAAGCAUUGUACCAAAUCGUGAGCUUCUUCUUAAGAUCGCAGCAGCAGGACCUUUCACGGGCUUUUCAUUGGGCCUUGUUCUUUUGAUUUUGGGCUUUUACUUACCAUCAACCGUUGUUGUUGAUGCUUCGGUAUUUCACAAAUCAUUUCUUGUUGGUGGGAUAGCAAAACUGCUGUUUGGUGAUGUUCUUAAAGAAGGAGCAAUGAUAACUGUGAAUCCGUUGGUGAUUUGGGCUUGGGCUGGGCUUCUCAUCAAUGGAAUCAACAGCAUCCCUGCAGGCGAGCUAGAUGGUGGUCGAAUUUCUUCUGCUAUAUGGGGUCGAAAGGCUGCAUACCGAUUAUCAGCUGCUUCUAUCGUGUUGCUGGGGCUAUUGUCAUUACAGGAUGACGUGGCGUUUUAUUGGGUAGUUUUGAUAUUCUUUUUACAACACGGGCCGAUUGCUCCACUGGCUGAAGAAAUAAGCGAGCCCGAUAACAAGUAUGUUGCAUUAGGAAUCUUAGUUUUAGUGAUGAGUUUACUAGUUUGUUUGCCUUACCCCUUCCCUCUCACAACUGGAGCAAUUACAAGUCUUUAGUGAUAUAAAUACAAUACAAUACAAGAACUCUUUCUACUGAAGAACAACUUCCUACAAAUUAAGUUGUUGCUACUGAAGAAGGUUCCUAGUUAUUGAAAUUAAGUAGAUGAAGAAUUAAAACUGUUGAAGAUCAAGUUACUCAUCAUGGUAACUUGAUGUUGAGGAAGUACUGUUUGUGCCAUUGGUAAAGCUUUAAAGGAUGUAUUGUUGUAUUUAUUGUUAAGAGUUAACAAUUGAAUGUGUAA
This is a messenger RNA of Helianthus annuus (common sunflower), 1253 nucleotides long. Its product is annotated as probable zinc metalloprotease EGY2, chloroplastic. Lineage: Eukaryota; Viridiplantae; Streptophyta; Magnoliopsida; Asterales; Asteraceae. Bases 1 to 1008 code for a protein of 335 amino acids. The transcript has 4 exons. The record is from RefSeq and is a predicted model, not a curated record. Gene Ontology annotation, biological process: proteolysis.